This is a messenger RNA of Bombus impatiens (common eastern bumble bee), 1173 nucleotides long. RefSeq names its product troponin C, isoallergen Bla g 6.0301 (gene TpnCI). Bases 309 to 788 code for a protein of 159 amino acids. NCBI's taxonomy places the organism in Eukaryota, Metazoa, Arthropoda, Insecta, Hymenoptera, Apidae. The record is from RefSeq and is a predicted model, not a curated record. The transcript has 6 exons. Gene Ontology annotation, molecular function: enzyme regulator activity; calcium ion binding.
UACCGCGACGAUGGCCGUUUCUCGUGACAGUGUUCGACAGACAGCAACCAUACCACCUACGUUCUAACGACGUAGAGAACGUAGAGAAUCGCCACGAUUUUCUAUUUUUCUCGUCGCGAAUAAUCAAUUUAUCAUUCGCAUUCUCCACGACGGUUUUUUUCGUCGUGUUCGAUUGUCGUAGCCGCAGUGUUUCUUAAGUUCUUUCUUUAUGAGUAAAUUCGUUUGUUAAUUUCAACAAGCAAAAAGAAAGUAAAACGUUCAAAGUAAAAAACAAAAAGUAAAAAAAGUAAAAAGAGAAUCGCGCCACCAUGGUAUGUUCUAUUGAUGAUAUCGCCGACGAACUUCCCCCUGAACAAAUUGCGGUCCUUCGCAAAGCGUUCGACAGCUUUGAUAGGGAGAAGAGUGGUAGCAUUCCUACCGAUAUGGUGGCCGAUAUCCUCAGAUUAAUGGGUCAACCCUUUAACAAAAAGAUUUUGGACGAACUAAUCGAAGAAGUUGAUGCAGACAAAUCCGGUCGUCUGGAGUUUGAAGAAUUCGUCACGUUAGCCGCAAAAUUCAUUGUUGAAGAGGAUGCGGAAGCCCUGGAAAAAGAACUUCGAGAGGCUUUCAGGCUCUACGACAAAGAAGGAAAUGGUUACAUACCCACUACGUGCUUGCGUGAGAUCCUCAGGGAACUGGAUGACCAAUUGACAGAUGAAGAACUGGAUAUCAUGAUCGAGGAGAUCGAUUCUGAUGGAUCUGGCACCGUUGACUUUGAUGAGUUCAUGGAAAUGAUGACCGGAGAAUAAAUAUCCUGGCAUGUCAAUGUUUCGACUCAAAGACAAUACAAGUGCGGCAGUCGCGAUCAACUCUCAAACUAAUUAUCUGCGUGUCUUCUAAAACCCAAAAAAGUUAUAAUGCAAACGAGAACGGUGCCUAAAAGCGUGCAAUGGUUAUGUCUCCUAACGUUACGAUGCGUGUUCUUCUAUCAUAGCUCUUCGUAUCUCGGAACGAUUUGAAAUGUUUUCAGUGUCACGAAAAUGGCCUCGUUUGCAGAUUUCUCUUCUAUUUUAACGAGUGCCGCAGUACGGGUCCCAAUACAUUUGCAUCACGCCUACUAAGUUUUUCAUCGACAGUAUUUAUUUGUUGUUAAUAAAACUCUAUUGAAAAGAUAUUAAAAUUUAUUUUUCUUAA